Plasmopara halstedii is the source of this 240-nucleotide messenger RNA. RefSeq lists its product as uncharacterized. The transcript is spliced from 2 exons. Bases 1 to 240 code for a protein of 79 amino acids. The record is from RefSeq and is a predicted model, not a curated record. NCBI's taxonomy places the organism in Eukaryota, Oomycota, Peronosporomycetes, Peronosporales, Peronosporaceae.
AUGGAGCCUAUGGAUUCAAAUGUUUUGAUGAAAAAGCUCGGCAUUACGAUUAAAAUGGCAAAACUGGAUAAACAGAAGGGUGUCAGCUUGGCGGCCAAGCGGAGGAAGACGCUCAAUUGGCCGUUGACACAACAGGAUGAAGAUGAAGUGACAGUUUCGCAGGCGAGAACUCUUCUACAACCGAAAGUGGGAAUAAAACGAGAAAGCGUGCACGCCCAGGUGCACUCGAUGACAGAUUGA